Oryza sativa Japonica Group (Japanese rice) is the source of this 1789-nucleotide messenger RNA. Lineage: Eukaryota; Viridiplantae; Streptophyta; Magnoliopsida; Poales; Poaceae. The record is from RefSeq and is a predicted model, not a curated record.
AUGGCUGGUCGACAGCAUUGGCGGCUGUCGGCUGCGGUGGCUUUGGGGUUCUCGCGGCAGAGGCAGUGGCGCGGAGCUCGUGGCGACAGUUGCGGUAGCGGCUGGACGACGGCGAUGGGGCUGCGGCUGGCCGGCGGCGAGGUGGUCGUUGGCAGCAGUGGCUGCGGUGGUGGUGGGAGGUGGCAUGGUGGCCUCGGUGGGCUAGCCGAGGGCAUGGCAGACGGCUGCAUUUCGCCGGCGCGGGAGAGUACGGUGGAGGGGACGGAGACCGGCUUGUAUCAAUACCAAUCUUCCAAGAUUUUCAAAAUGAAAGAAAGUCAAGUGAUUAUCGUCACUCUUCUUCUAUUUUGUAUUGUUCUAAUCAUUAGGGGGGAAGAAAUUCAACAUAUAAACCCAAGGAGAAGUACUAAUCAAGAUCUUACAAAUCAAGAGGUUAAUAAAAUCAUCCAGGCUGAAGAUGGUGAUGUCUAUGAUUGCAUUGAUAUAAAUAGGCAACCAGCCUUUAACCAUCCAUUGUUAAAAGACCACAAAAUUCAGUUGAAACCAAACUCAUUUCCGGUGGGGAUUGAUGUCGAAAAUCCAUUUAUGUAUCCCAUCUCAGAAGCACAACUACCCACUGCUGAAUGCCCCACAGGAACCAUCCCAAUACUAUGCAACAAUAGACAAGAAAAUAUUUCAACUAAGAAUACUGACGCAAUUGUCACCAGUCAACAACAAGAGGUAGCAGGGAUAAAAUAUUUUGACGACAUAUAUGGAACACAGGCCACAAUAAACAUUUAUGAACCAAUGGUGAAGCAUCAUUGGGAUCUUAGUGGAUCAUGGAUACAAAUUGAAAAUGGCCCAGAUGUAAUUGGUGCUGGCUCUUGGGUCUCACCAAGCUUCAGUGGUGAUAGCUUUGCUAGGUUUCAUAUUUCAUGGCGUGAUGAAGUACAAAACAAGUCUUGCAACAAUCAUAAGUGUCCUGGUUUCGUCCAAGUUAGCAGUUCUGUUGUUCUUGGAGGCAGAAUACAGCCAGUUUCUGUAUAUAACGGACCGCAAUACGCAAUUAAGUUUCUUAUAUUUAAGGUAUUCUCUGUCCUACAUGCAGUUUAAUAUGCCUUGAUUAUUUACUUUAUGAGAAUAAAAAAUUUAAGUGGUUCACUAUGAUGUUAAUUGAGUUACCUAAGAUAUAUAAAAUUAAUAAAACAUUAAUUUAUUUCGCUUAUUAUGUCAUAUCUAUAUACUAUGUUCACAUAUGAUGUGUCAGUGCAUUGCUUAGAUUUAAAUUACCUGUUAGCACACACCAUUACAACAAUAUCUUAAAUCAUAAUAGGCAUUCCAUGGACUUCCAACAAUAGCAUUUCACUUUGAAUGCCUCACUGUACGAAAUGAUGUUAUAGACUUAUAGCAACAAACGUUUAUUAAGACCCCUAGAAUACAAUAAGGAAAUAAGUACCAUGCCUUGUGCAUUCAAUAGCAUAUUGCCCUUGCAGUCUUUUGAACAAUCAUUUUUUAGAUGAUUUUGAAGAAGCAUUUACUUGACAAUUUAAUCUUGAUGAAUUUUAGGACCCAAAGACUGAAAAUUGGUGGUUGGUGUAUGGUGAGGAGAAAACAGCAAUAGGAUAUUGGCCAAGUUCUCAAUUUAGUUACAUGAAGGAAAUGGCCAGUAAAGCAUUGUGGGGUGGAUAUGUUCAGGGUCCAACAGCCUCAGAAGACUCUCCACAAAUGGGCAGUGGACAUUUUGCUUCUGAAGGGUAUGGCAAAGCAGCUUUUGUUAGAGAUAUUCAGGUCGUGAACGACGACAACAUGC